AUGGCUGAAUUUGGAGUGACCAAGGUCUCUCAUUUAAUUGAUCAUGCAGCCAAAUCUUGGAAAUCUGCUUUGGUGGAUUUUAUUUUCCACCCAACCACUGUAUCUCAUAUUUUAAAAAUUCCUUUGCCUUUGAAUGGUAUUGUUGAUACUCUCAUGUGGCCAGACAUUGUUGAUGGCAAUUAUUGUUCCAAAUCUGGUUAUAUUUUUGUUCGCAGGAAGCUCCUUGGCGCUUGUUCGUCAACCUCUUCCCAGCCAUCGCUUCCAGCUCCUUUGUGGAAGAAGUUUUGGCGUACCAGUGCCCAGCCCCGUUGCAAGGAGGUGGUGUGGCGUGUGGUUUCAUCUUUACUGCCAGUCCGUGCAGCGCUUCGUCGGAGAGGCAUGGAUGUUGACCCUUUGUGCCCGGUGUGUGCUAAUGAGGAGGAGACCGUGUUUCACUUGUUCGUGUCUUGUCCUGUGGCCCAGAAUUUUUGGUUUGGUUCUCCCCUUUCCCUUCGUGUGCACGGAUUUAGCUCCAUGGAGGACUUCUUGGCGGACUUUUUCCGAGCAGCUGAUGAUGAUGCACUCGCACUAUGGCAGGCUGGAGUGUGCGCUCUUUGGGAGAUGCGCAACCGUGUGGUUUUCCGAGAUGGUGAGAUUCCUGUGCCCGUCGCAGCCGUGAUCCAGCGAUGUUCCAUGCUAGCUGCUGCGCCAGUGUCAGAGGUGACGGUGGUGCCUAGACCAGCCCCGUUGUUGCAGGCAACUUGGGCCCGACCACCUUAUGGUAUCUACAAGCUAAAUUUUGAUGCAGCUGUGGCUACCACGGGAGAGGUGGGUUUUGGUUUGAUUGUGAGGAAUAUGUUGGGUGAGGUCCUUGCUUCUGCAGCACAAUAUCUUCUCCAUGCAGCUUCAGCGAUUCUUGGGGAGGCUUUAGCCUUUCGCUGGUCUAUGCAGCUUGCCAUUCAGGUGGGGUUUCGUCGGAUUCUUUUUGAGACAGAUUGUUUGCAGCUGUUCCAGCUUUGGAAGAAACCUCCAGAUGGUCGAUCGUAUUUAUCUAGUAUUGUUGGUAGGACUGUUCAUGGUUUUCUAAGAACCGAAGCUAACCAAGAACCGAACCGAAAACCGAAUCGUUCAAGAACCGAACCUUUAAGAACCGAACCGAACUCGAACCUAAAUUGA
Messenger RNA from Lotus japonicus, 1155 nucleotides. RefSeq lists its product as uncharacterized. Gene Ontology annotation, molecular function: nucleic acid binding; RNA-DNA hybrid ribonuclease activity. Lineage: Eukaryota; Viridiplantae; Streptophyta; Magnoliopsida; Fabales; Fabaceae. Bases 1 to 1155 code for a protein of 384 amino acids. The transcript has a single exon. The record is from RefSeq and is a predicted model, not a curated record.